AAUCGCAACCAGUUGGGCGGUCGUCGCAUUUAGUUAAUGCUAGCUUCUUGUCGAGUGCGUCUCGUACAGCAAUGGAAAAGUGCCAAACUAUAUUUCCCUAUGACAUACGCGAUGUGGACGCGACCAUCAAUGCGGAGCUGCUGGAAUACUUUACAGGUGAGCGCACAGGCUUUGUGCAAGUUGGACCCGAGGGCUACUUCUUUCCACACAAGUUUAAAGCUCAUGCAGCGCAAUAUUACAAUUUCGAGGCGCGUCCCGAUGAUAUAUGGAUAGCAACUGUUCCGCGAUCGGGCACAACUUGGACCCAAGAGCUCAUCUGGCUGCUAGCUAAUGGCCUUGACUUUGAGCAGGCACAACAACGUCCUCUCACUGAACGUUUUCCCUUUCUGGAAUUUCCCUUGUUCGUACACGAUGAAGUGAAGGCAGAACUUCAAGCUGAGAAUAGUCAUUCUCCUGCUGCUCUCGGGUUUAUUGACCAUAUUUCGAGACCGGGUUACGAGACGCUGGGUGAAUUACCCCAUGAUCGGCGUCGCUUUAUUAAAACCCAUUUCCCCUUUUCCUUGAUACCUCCAAGUGUGCUGGAGAACCAAUGCAAGAUCAUCUAUGUGGCGCGCAAUCCCAAGGAUGUAGCUGUGUCCUAUUAUUAUCUGAAUCGUUUGUUUCGCACGCAGGGCUACAUAGGAGAUUUCGAACGUUAUUGGCGCUAUUUUCAGCAAGGUUUAAAUCCCUGGUUGCCUUACUACAGUCAUAUAAAAGAGGCAAAGGCACAUAGUAAACUGCCAAAUGUGCUUUAUCUCAACUAUGAAGACAUGCUAGUAGAUUUACAAGGUACUAUAUUAAAAGUUGGCAAAUUUUUAGACUGCACGCCCGAUGUUGUGGGACUGGAAAAAUUACUUAAUCAUUUAAGCAUUAAAAACUUUCGUGAAAAUAAGUCUGUCAACAUGAAUGAAAUGGCAGAAGUUGGAAUUCUUCGGUCGGGCGAAGCCGCGUUUGUGCGUAAAGGCGGCAAAGAUAAUGACGCUAAGCAGCAUGAUCAAAAGGAAUUUGUGGAUAAUCCAAAAUUACUGAAAAUUGCUAAUGACUGGAUACAACAGAAUAUUGGAGACUCUAAAGCACGAUGAAAGGUAGCAGCUACAUUAGAAAGGAAAAAACUUAUCAAUAUAAUUCGAUACUUUCCACCUGCUUUUCAGAGCUGAUAAGCAGCACAAACAUGUAAUACACAUAAGUUAUAAUUGAU
Molecule: messenger RNA, 1237 nt
Organism: Drosophila hydei
Lineage: Eukaryota; Metazoa; Arthropoda; Insecta; Diptera; Drosophilidae
Product: sulfotransferase 1C4
Exons: 5
Coding region: 72-1121 (349 amino acids)
Biological process (GO): sulfation
Cellular component (GO): cytoplasm
Molecular function (GO): sulfotransferase activity
Source: RefSeq, a predicted model, not a curated record